Messenger RNA from Daktulosphaira vitifoliae (grape phylloxera), 2412 nucleotides. RefSeq names its product wee1-like protein kinase. Gene Ontology annotation, biological process: protein phosphorylation. The coding region runs from base 294 to 1868 and encodes 524 amino acids. The transcript is spliced from 2 exons. Gene Ontology annotation, molecular function: ATP binding; protein kinase activity. The record is from RefSeq and is a predicted model, not a curated record. NCBI's taxonomy places the organism in Eukaryota, Metazoa, Arthropoda, Insecta, Hemiptera, Phylloxeridae.
UGGUAUGACUCAUUACGUUCAUGUUAAGACUGGUUAAUUGUUAGUGCGGUUCUUUUAUUAACAGUGUUUUUUAUUAAUUAUUUCAAUUUUGUAGUCUAUCUGUUUUACUUACCAAACAAUUUUGUGUUGAUAACUCAAGACUUUAUUUUUGGAUACUUCGUGAAUUAUUUGUGUUGAAUUUCUUAAGAAUGUUUUCUGAGCCGCAUCUUAAUUAGAUAGAAAAGUAUUUACAAUGCUGAUUUUGAAUGAUAACAACUUGAUUAUCUGUAAAUUAAUUAAUUCACUGAUAAAUCAUGGACGAAGCUAUUCAACGUUCAAGUAUUCAAAUUUCAUUAUUACCUAGACGCUUGAAUUUUAAUGACUCUAAUGAAUCCUCUCCAAGUCACAAUAAUACAAAUUUGCCAGAAUCCCCUAAAACACCUCCAAAUCAUGGACAACUUAUACCGCCUAUGACACCUGCUUGCCGAAAACAUCGUCCCUCUAUUCCAUUAAGGUUUGCUGAACAUUUAGCUUCUCCUUCUAAAGCUGAUUCUCCACAAAAAGAUGAAAUCUCAUAUUCUCCUCCUAUUAAACGAAUUUGUUUACUUAAAUUGGAAGAAGGAAUUUAUGAAAGAUCUCAUACUUCAUUAAAAUGUUCUAGGAUCUAUGAACACAAAACUGCUCACAAUUCAUUCAAUGAUUCUGGAUUACCGAAAGUAAAACAGUUUAGUAUAAAUCCAUUUUCUCCUGCUGCUACUGAUUUGCGUUCAAAAUGGAUGAACAAUAAUAACUGUAGUAAAAACAACUAUAAUAAUAAUAAUGAGCCAUCACUAUCCGAUAGUUGGGCUAAAGAUUUAACUAAUAUUGAGCUUUCUGAUCUUGAAGUUUCAAGAUACUUCAAAGAAUUUAAAAUUGACAAGCUUAUAGGCAAAGGUGACUUUGGAGAAGUCUAUAAAUGUAUUAAUAUAUUAGAAGGGAUGCCUUAUGCUAUAAAAAAAACUCUCAAAAAAGUUGUUGGUACUAGACGUGAAAAUUAUGCCCGUAAAGAAGUAUAUGCAAAUGCAGCUUUGUUUAGCCAUCCAAAUAUAGUUGCUUAUCAUUCAGCUUGGAAUGAGAGUAAUUCAGUUUUUAUUCAAUUUGAAUAUUGUGAUGGAGGUAAUUUGGAAGAUUUAAUUUUCACCAAAAACCACAAAUUUAAUGAUGGCGCUUUAGAGCGACUACUUUCUCAUUUAGCCAGUGGUCUUCAUUAUAUGCAUAUGUCAAAAAUGGUUCAUUUAGACAUAAAACCAGCAAACAUUAUGAUUAGUCACUUUCCUCAUUCGAAAGAAGAUGAAGAAAAAGUUGAUAGAGAUAUUAUAUACAAGAUUGGAGAUCUAGGCCAUGUAGCACAUUUAGAUAGUUUAUGUGAUGUCGAAGAUGGUGAUGCAAGGUAUUUACCUAAAGAAAUGCUCAGUGGUAAAUAUGAUAGUUCAACAAUUACUAAAGUUGAUAUUUUCUCAUUGGGGAUGACAGCCUAUGAAGCCAUCUCAGGAUCUAGAUUACCAAGUGAUGGACCCGAAUGGCAUUAUUUGAGAGAUGGUUUUGUUCCUGAUAUAGAUGGUUUCAGAUUAAGUUUGUUAUUAGCAAAUAUGAUAGAUCCACUACCCUUAAAUCGACCUAAUGCAAUUGAUGUUUUCAAGAAUGUUACCUUUAAAGCUACAGAACUAGCUGAAUUAUCAACAAUACAAUACAAAAGAGACUAUUUAGCUAGUUGUUCAACAACAAAAUCUACUCAAUGUUCUCCAAUUAAAAAAAUUGGACUAAUUCCAAAACGAGCCCCUGUUGCGCUAAAUACAUUGCAUAAAAGGAGGUUAGUUGGACAUAAAUCUCAACGUUAUUCUUCCUUUUGAAGAAAAAAGUUAUAACUUACUAUUUACUGUCUCCUUAAUGUAAAUAUGAAUUAGAUGAACUCUGUGAUGAUAAUUUUAAUACUUUUUUUUUUUUUUUUUUUACAUACACAAAUUAUUAUUAUUAUUUUUUUUUUAUAAAAAAAAAAAAAGAUUGCGAAGGUGAAACUGUGAAUUUUUGGAAUUUGUUAGUGAUAUUAACACUUUUUUUUAAGUUUUGCUGUCUAUUUAUGUUAUUAGCAGCUUGAUAAAUUAUCUCUUCAUCAUAAUGCCUAUUUAUAUUUUUAUUGUAGUUGUUAUCUUUUUUAUUAAUUUAAUUGUGCAUCAUUUACAGUUUUAGAUUAAAAAUAAAUUAUUUAAGUUUUAUUUUAGUAAUGGAGGCUUUUUCAACCAAUAUAAUAUUUUGUUAAAUGUGUUCAUAUAUCCACAUUACUUGAAUUGUUUUUACAUAAAAUUAAAACAAAAAAUGUACUUCAUUAAUAAAUUAACUAAUUAUAGUAGUUUGUUUAGUAAUACAUACUAUUAUAAUAAGUUAGUAUAUUUUUAU